Molecule: messenger RNA, 3358 nt
Organism: Microstroma glucosiphilum
Lineage: Eukaryota; Fungi; Basidiomycota; Exobasidiomycetes; Microstromatales; Microstromataceae
Exons: 3
Coding region: 213-3185 (990 amino acids)
Biological process (GO): cytoskeleton organization
Cellular component (GO): cell division site; cytoplasm; plasma membrane
Molecular function (GO): protein binding
Source: RefSeq, a predicted model, not a curated record
CUCGUAUUCUCACUCAACUUUGCUCUCCUACGUCCUUCCUGUAUUGGACGCAGCCAUCUACCUGAGCCUGGCAACCUCGCCGACGAAUAGCCACUCAGCCAGCUUCGACGUCCCCUCACGCACACUCCCCGGCCAUAGAGCCACAGAGGAGAUCAUCAGCACACCAAUCGAGAUCUGAUCCGGCAGGUUCAAAGAACUAGAGGUCAUAGGCAAUGGCAGCAGAGGGAGCAGAGGGGUCCAGGAGGUACGCCGCCGAGGGCGAGCUAGAGGAAUCGCCUUCCUUCUGCAAUGCCUUUUGGGGCAACGGCGAUGCUGGCUAUGAAGCGAUCAACGGACGGAUGAAGACAGCGAGCAGGACAAUGGAGGAAAUCAGAGCAUUGUACAAGGAGCGGGCAGAAAUUGAGGCAGACUAUGCCAAACGGCUGGGCAAGCUCGCAAAGUCGAUCGUUGGCAAGGAUGAGACAGGUUCCACCAGGCAGGCGCUCGAGGUAGUGCGCGGAGAGCUCGACAUGACAUCACGAGUGCAUGGCGACCUCUCCGUGAUGAUCAAGAAAGACCUCGAGGGAGCGAUCACAGAGUAUCAGACAAAGUCUCAAGGAGCCAGGAAGACUGCAGCAGCAUCCAUCGAGAAGCUCUUCAAGAACAAGCAGGCACAGGAGACCUACGUCAAUAAGUCAAGAGAGAGAUACGAGCAGGACUGCAUCAAGAUCAACGGGUACACUGCCCAGAGCAGUCUUGUCCAGGGAAGAGACUUAGACAAAGUGACCAGUAAGCUUGACAAGGCGCAAUCUACUGUACAGGCGAACGACAAAGAUUACCAGAACUUUGUCAGAGCCUUGAAGGAUACCACGUUGCGCUGGAAUACCGAAUGGAAGGCGUACCUGGAUCAAUGCCAAGACAUCGAAGAGGAACGUCUCGACUUCAUUAAGUCGAAUCUAUGGAACUACGCUAAUGCUAUCUCGGCAGUCUGCGUAGCAGAUGACGAAGGAUGUGAAAGGAUCAGGGUGGCUCUGGAGAAUUGCGAGACGCCGAAAGACAUUGCUGUCUUCGUUCAACAGAGGGGAACAGGAGCCGUGAUACCAGACGCUCCUGAAUACAUCAAUUACGCCAGGGGACAGCAUGGUUCGGGUAGGCCUUCCUCUCAGAUCGCCAACUUCGUCCGACAAACGACGCGCCCAGCUCAGCCUCCCCCGCCUCCUCCAUCGCAGUCGUACGGAGGAGGUUCUGGAACAGGGUCAGGAAGGGAUGGUGGAAGUGGUGGGCAAAGUGAUGUUGGCAAUGGUGUUUCCUAUCAGUCGGUGCAGGGCAAUGGAGCUCCAGCCGCUGAAGCAUUACCGCCAUCACAAUCUCAGUACAAGCCAGGAGCGCCGCCUUCAGGUGGAGUUGGACUGCCAGGAAUGGGUUUACCAGAACAGACUGGGCCCAGUUAUCAGCAGCUUCCACAGCAUCAGCCGCCUGUUGCUACGCCCCCUAAACCCGAAAGACGCAUGUCGGCGAAGAACUUCCUCGCGAGGACGCCAUCAAAUAGGACUGGUGGAGCUAGUGCGUACGGCGGAUCUGCCACUAGCUAUAACAACAGUGCCGCGCCGCAAUCGGCAAGUCUACCGCCUUCGGUCGCACCCGAUGCUGACGAGGACCCCAUCGCCAAAGCGUUGGCCAGCCUCCGUCUGAAGUCAGGAGGCAAGAGUCCAGCGCCUAGUCACCAGGGAAGACCAACCCAGUCCUCUGGUCCACCACCUUCGACAUUGUCUACUUCAAGCCAUCGCUAUUCCCAGCUGCCGCCAGGACGAGCUUCGUCACCUGGGCCGAGUUUGAACGGUAGCGUUGUGGUGCCGACGUCUCCUUCAGCAGCCUUCAUGCAAGGACCUCAGCGGAGUCACUCUCCCCUCCCCGUGGAGGACAUAAUGAGCUCUUACGGUCAGUCGUUCCCGGGCGAGCGGAAAUCUAUUUCUCUCUCCCGUCGAGGAUCCGUCUCCUCUGCCGUCAGCAGCACCCGCGUCAAUGUUGCUGCCACACAGCCGGCACAGCCGCCGCGGGGAAGGAGUCCUGCACCAUCAGGUGAAGGCUUCGCUGGUGUCGGGGCUCGAGGAAGGAGUCCGAGUCCGCAGCCUUAUCAAGGAGACUUCCGACAUCAAGCCACGCCAUCUCAAGAUGGUCGCACUCCGCGUCACCAGGCACAGAGCAGCAUAUCUGCGCCGCAACAUCCGCCGCAGAGAGCGGGGACUCCCCUUGGGAUCUCUCUGGAUGCUUCGGGCUCAGUGACGCACGACCAGAUGGCUCAAGAGUACAUGCAACGUACAGGCAGUGUCCCACCGCCUCAGCAGCCGGCAGCUCCUGCUCCUUAUCAGCAACAAGCUCCUUCGCAGCAGUAUCAGCAGUACCAACAACAACCAGCACAAGGCGGGGGCUACGGGCCGCCUUCCUCGCAUCAGCGCCCUAGCUCUGUUGUGCAUGGGCAACAGCAGCACGGAGGAUACUCUGCGCCUCCUCCGCCCUCCCAAGCUGCGCCUAGUCAAUAUCACGGUCAGCCUUCGCCGGGUCAACAUGGCUACCAGCAGUCCAAUGCUCAAUACGGUCAAGGAGCUCCUCCAUUCCAGCGGCAAGACUCUAGCAGCGCUGUCGGGUACAACAACUACGGCCAGCAGCAAGGGGCCGCGGCUCCUCACAGCUAUGGUCCGGGGAGAGGCUCGACACCAGGUCCAUCUGCUGGUGGUGAGACCCCAGCUUCGGCAUAUAUGCACCAAUAUCAGCGGCAGAGCAACCUCGCCUCCUCGACUGUUGGCCAGCAGCAUGAGCCCCAACGAUGGUCACAGCAUGGAGGUGGCGGUUCCCAGCCACCUCCACAGCAGAACGGCGGAUAUGCUGCUCCUGCUCCGGUGGUCCAACAGCCACCUCCACAGCAGCAGCAGCAGGCUCCGCCUCCGGCACAGCAGCAGAAUCAACAGCCUGCCAUUGCUCCUACUGGCCAAUAUUCGGAUACAGGCAAGCCGAUUCUCUUCUACGUCAAGGCUAUGUACGACUACACGGCCACUACGGAAGAGGAGUUCAGCUUUACGCUGGGAGACAUCAUUGCAGUGACGCAGACUGAUCCAGAUGGAUGGUGGCAGGGUGAAUUGCUGGACGAGGCCAGGAGAAAGAGGGGUGCCAACACUUUCCCUAGCAACUUUACGAAUCUGCUCACGUGACGGAAGACGUGUCGUGGUAGGAUGGUAGCUUGUCUGCGUUGCUCGACGUCUCCCUUGUGUACCUUUGCUUGCUAUUCGUCCCGCUGCCCCUUUGUCUUUGUGCAGCUUGUUGCUGCGAAAUGUAUACCACGCAUCUUCGGUAACCCCCCCUUGCGUGUACCAGCUGUCAAGGG